AUGAAUAACUACUCGUUUCUCGACAGCAGCACUCCCAACGGCAUGCCGCGCGCGCCGCCCGUAGCGUCACCCUCACAGGCGGGGCUCAACGGCGCGGCGCAGCAGAACGGCAUCCCCAUGGUCAACGGCCUGCCCAGCGGCGGCCAGCAGACGGACAUGAACCACCUUUGGGCCGUCGUGCAGCAGCUCGCGCAGCAGCUCGAGGAGAACAAGGCGCAGACGCAGAGCGUGCUUGGCGGCGUCGCGGCGCUGCAGGGCCGGCUCGUCGACGACAGCGCCAGCGGCAGCGCGGGGGGUGCAGAGAGCUUGACAGCAGCAGCGAGCAUGGCCGAGCGCGCGGCGCUGCAGGCCCGCGUCGCGACGCUGGAAGCGCACACGGACGCCGCGGCCGCGCACACGCAUGCCCUCACAGCCCUCGUCACGGACUACGAAAACGCACUCACGCUCCUCCUCGACAAACUCAGACCCUACGCCUACACGCACACGUCCUCGAUCCUCGCGCUGCACAAGCACUACCACGCCCUGCUCGACCACGAGCGCAACACGUCCAUGCAGCUGCGCCUCGAGCACGUUGAGUGGCAGGCGGGCCUGGGGCGGGUUGCCGAGUAUGCGCGGGCGGCGCUGAAGGUGCAGAGGCAGGGCGAGGAGGGCAUGGUUGGCGAGAUUCGGGCGUUGAAGGAGGAGAAUCGUGUGCUGAGACAGCUGGCGGGGUGGGAGGAGAGGGCGGACAGCAGUGACGAGGAGAGGGCCGAGUAG
This is a messenger RNA of Didymella exigua CBS 183.55, 756 nucleotides long. RefSeq lists its product as uncharacterized. Bases 1 to 756 code for a protein of 251 amino acids. The transcript has 2 exons. NCBI's taxonomy places the organism in Eukaryota, Fungi, Ascomycota, Dothideomycetes, Pleosporales, Didymellaceae. The record is from RefSeq and is a predicted model, not a curated record.